Cladophialophora bantiana CBS 173.52 is the source of this 1437-nucleotide messenger RNA. Its product is annotated as mitochondrial-processing peptidase subunit beta. Gene Ontology annotation, molecular function: metal ion binding; metalloendopeptidase activity. Gene Ontology annotation, cellular component: mitochondrion. The coding region runs from base 1 to 1437 and encodes 478 amino acids. The record is from RefSeq and is a predicted model, not a curated record. The transcript has 5 exons. NCBI's taxonomy places the organism in Eukaryota, Fungi, Ascomycota, Eurotiomycetes, Chaetothyriales, Herpotrichiellaceae.
AUGGCGUCUCAGCGGCUGGCGCUGAAUCUUCAGCGGUCCCUUCGAAGCAGACAAGCUCUUAAUGCCAUUCAGUCUCCUCUCCGCCGCUACGCCAACCCCGUCACUCCCUCCAGAACCGAAAGCACCACUCUUUCGAACGGCCUGACGAUCGCGACCGAGCAUUCGCCAUGGGCCCAGACCUCCACUGUCGGUGUUUGGAUUGAUGCCGGGAGCAGAGCGGAAACAGACAAGACCAAUGGAACCGCACAUUUCUUAGAACAUCUUGCUUUCAAGGGCACUGGCAGGCGAACCCAACAUCAACUAGAGCUCGAGAUUGAGAACAUGGGUGGCCACCUGAACGCAUACACUUCGCGUGAAAAUACCGUUUAUUACGCCAAAUCCUUCAACUCCGAUGUUCCCAAGACCGUCGAUAUUCUUUCCGACAUCCUCCAAAACUCCAAACUCGAGCCUGCAGCCAUCGAGCGCGAAAGAGAUGUAAUUCUCAGGGAACAGGAGGAAGUCGACAAGCAAUUGGAGGAAGUGGUGUUCGACCACUUGCAUGCAACAGCUUACAUGCAUCAACCUCUCGGCCGCACCAUCCUCGGACCCAAGGAGAACAUUGAGACGAUUUCUCGACAAGAUCUGGUUGAUUAUAUUACCACCAAUUAUACCGCCGACCGUAUGGUCCUUGUCGGCGCAGGUGGUAUCCCUCAUGAGGAAUUGGUCAAGCUGGCCGAGAAACAUUUCGGACACUUGAGAUCCGCUCCGCCGACACCUUAUGCCGCCGAAGUUGCCGCCGAGCAGAAGCGUAAACCCAACUUCAUUGGCUCCGAAGUCAGGAUAAGGGACGACACGAUCCCCACCGCACACAUUGCCAUUGCCGUUGAAGGUGUUUCCUGGAAAGACGACGAGUAUUUCCCGGCCCUAGUUACCCAGGCGAUCGUAGGGAAUUGGGACCGGACGAUGGGCAAUUCCCCGUACCUUGGCUCAAGACUCAGCACAUUUGUGAAUGCAAAUAACCUGGCCAAUAGCUUCAUGAGCUUCUCCACGAGCUACAGCGAUACUGGACUAUGGGGAAUCUACCUCGUUACCGAGAACAAGACCCAAAUCGACGACCUUGUUCACUUUACCCUGCGCGAGUGGUCCCGCCUCUCCUUCAAUGUGUCCGAAGCAGAGACCGAACGCGCCAAAGCCCAGCUCAAAGCCUCCAUCCUCUUGAGCCUUGACGGCACAACGGCCGUAGCAGAGGACAUCGGACGACAAAUCGUCACGACUGGCAGGAGAAUGGAUCCCGCGGAGAUUGAGCGCGUGAUCGGCCAAAUUACAGCAAACGAUGUGAUGCGGUUCUGCCAGAAGAAGCUUUGGGAUCAGGACGUUGCGGUGAGCGCGGUGGGUAGUAUUGAGGGCUUGUUGGAUUAUAAUCGGAUCAGGAAUGAUAUGGCGCGGAACCUGGCAUAG